GGUUCGUUGGAUCGAAGGGAGUGAUAUCGGUGGGAAUCUCAGGAAGAGAGCCAAAGCCACCAGCAUCGACAUGGAGUCGUACAACGUCACUCAGGCCAUGGUAAACGACACACAUCUCAUCAUCCCCGACGCAGCGCACUACAUCAUUGUCAUUCUCUACGCCUCGGCCACCGGCUUGUCACUGAGUGGCAACUUGCUGGUCAUCUGGGUCUUGAGCAUGGGCUGCAGGACCAGAACAGAUAUCACCGUGUUUCUCAUCAACCUAGCCGUGGCUGACCUCACCAUGGGCAUCUUCUGCAUCCCCCUCACCUUCACGGAGGUCCUCCUUCAGAGGUGGCUCUUUGGAGAAUUGCUCUGCCCUCUGGUCCGGUUUGCACAAUUUGGAGACACAGGCACUUCAGCCCACUCCACCGAUUCCCCGCUGGCCAUCGUACACUAG
This is a messenger RNA of Amblyraja radiata (thorny skate), 439 nucleotides long. RefSeq names its product neuropeptide receptor 22-like. Gene Ontology annotation, molecular function: G protein-coupled receptor activity. The transcript is spliced from 2 exons. NCBI's taxonomy places the organism in Eukaryota, Metazoa, Chordata, Chondrichthyes, Rajiformes, Rajidae. Gene Ontology annotation, biological process: G protein-coupled receptor signaling pathway. The record is from RefSeq and is a predicted model, not a curated record. Bases 71 to 439 code for a protein of 122 amino acids. Gene Ontology annotation, cellular component: plasma membrane.